UGGGGUUACUGGAGGGACGCGAGUUCGAGUUCGGCGUUGACCGAAACCCUAGGGGUCUGUGCUCUAAGAGUGUUCGGAGCGCGUCUCGGGGUCUCCCUACCCAGACCACCAGGACCCCCAUUUCCAGAAGAAUGGCCCAGAUGUCUCAAGUGCAGGAACUCUUCCACGAGGCAGCCCAGCAGGAGGCCCUGGCCCAGCCCCAACCCUGGUGGAAGAUCCAGCUGUUCGUAUGGGAGCCAGUGCUGUUCGGGACCUGGGACGGUGUGUUCACCUCCUGCAUGAUCAACAUUUUUGGGGUUGUCCUUUUCUUAAGGACCGGCUGGCUGGUGGGAAACACAGGCGUGCUUGCAGGCGUGUUUCUGGUGUCCUUCGUCGCCCUGGUGGCCCUGGUCACUGUGCUGUCCGGCAUCGGGGUUGGGGAGCACUGUGGCUUGGGCAGCGGCGGCGUGUACUCCAUGAUCACCGCGGUCCUUGGCGGGCAGACGGGAGGCACCAUCGGGCUGCUGUAUGUGUUUGGACAGUGUGUUGCAGGUGCCAUGUACAUCACCGGCUUCGCUGAAUCCGUGUCAGAUCUGCUGAGUCUCAGGAAUAUCUGGGCCGUGCGAGGAAUAUCAGUUGCCGUGCUUCUGGCCUUGCUGGGGAUUAACCUAGCAGGUGUCAAAUGGAUAAUCCGCCUCCAGCUGCUGCUGCUGCUCCUGCUUGCCGUGUCCACCCUGGACUUUGUGGUGGGCUCUUUCACGCACCUGGACCCAGAUCAUGGUUUUAUUGGAUAUUCACCAGAACUGCUACAGAACAACACUCUGCCAGAUUACAGUCCUGGAGAGUCCUUUUUCACCGUCUUCGGGGUGUUCUUCCCUGCAGCUACAGGAGUCAUGGCCGGCUUCAACAUGGGGGGCGACCUCAGGGAGCCUGCUGCCAGCAUCCCCCUGGGCUCCCUAGUAGCCGUUGGCAUCUCGUGGUUUCUGUACAUCGUCUUUGUCUUCCUGCUUGGCGCCAUCUGCACCCGAGAGGCCCUUCGCUAUGACUUCCUGAUUGCGGAAAAGGUGUCCCUAGUGGGUGUCCUGUUCCUUUUGGGCUUGUACAUCUCUUCCCUGGCCUCCUGUAUGGGAGGCCUCUAUGGAGCCCCCCGGAUCCUGCAAUGCAUCGCCCAGGAGAAAGUGAUCCCCGCGCUGGCCUGUUUGGGGCAAGGGAAAGGGCCAAAUAAAGCGCCUGUAGCUGCCAUCUGCCUGACCAGCUUGGUGACCAUGGCCUUUGUCCUCGUGGGUCAGGUGAACGUCCUGGCCCCCAUCGUCACCAUCAACUUCCUGCUGACAUACAUCACAGUGGACUACUCUUACUUCUCCCUGUGCAUGGGUGCCUGCAGCCUCCCAGAGGGGCCUGAGUCGGUACCCGGGGAGGGCCUGGGUGCUCUCCACUGCUCUGAGCCCCUGCUUCUGGAGAAGGCUCCCAGUUAUGGCUCCGAGGGCAUUGCCCAGAGCCCCGCUGAAGGCACUCUGCUAGAAUUCACCAAGGACAUGGAUCAUCUCCUCCAGCUAACCAGGAAGCUUGAGAGUAGCCAGCCCAGGGGAGGAGAGAGCCAUGGGAUCCUAGAGAAUCAGAAGGGGAAGACCAAGAAGGCCAGCAAGCAAACCCUUCAAGAGAGCUUCCUUUUGGACCUCAAGUCCCCUGCUUCCUUCCCUCCUGGGGACGCUGAUGGAUGGCCUACUGCCUCCUGGGAGGGGCAGGGGCCCUACGGGAACACACAGAGUCCCAGAAGUGAAGGGGAUCAGCCUAGGGGAGUCUAUGGAGCAAAACUCAUCCCUGAGCCAAGUAACCAGCCCAGGCCAAGCAGAGAAGAUUUCUUCCUUAAGUCCAGACUACAGGAACAUGAUUUCCAGAGGAGACCAACUUCUUUCUACACUCACAUAUGCAAUCCCUGGGUCUCCCUGUUGGGGGCUAUUGGGUCCCUUCUCAUCAUGUUUGUGAUCCAGUGGGUCUAUACCCUGGUUAACAUAGGUGUUGCUGCCAUUGUAUAUUUCUACAUUGGUCGGACAAGUCCCGGACUUCACCUUGGUUUAGCCUCCAACUUCAGCCUUUUAAGAUGGAUGAGAUCCCUUCUGAUCCCCUCCUACAGGAGCUUGCGAUCCCCCCAAGAGCAGAUAAUUUUGGCACCGUCCCUGACUAGGGUUGACAUGGAGAUGACUCAGCUCACCCAGGAGAACACAGACUUCGCCACCCGGGAUCGCUACCACCACUCCUCCCUCGUGAGCCGGGAAGAGCUGAUGCCUCAGUACUAGGUACCGAGUCCUCAAGUACUAGGCAGCCCAGAACCCUCCCCUUCUGGAGCUGUCCAGGGUGCAGUGGACCCAAUUUCCAGAACCUCUGUGGAGCUGGUUCUCCUCUGUAAGGAACUCAAAGACCUGUCCUCCCCCUGCCGUCUUGGACAAUGGAAAUGAGCAUUCUGGUCUGGAGCACCACGUCUAACCAGGUACCCACUGCAGUGGCGGUGGCCCCUGCAACAUGCGCCCAGUCUGAAGAGCGCCACAUGGACACCAAGACUUGCAGGUGUGGAGAACCAGGCCAGAUUGCUUGUUCUCAGGGCCACAAUAAAUGAUUAUUUUAAGUUUUAUUAUUUAUUCCUUGAAUAAAUAAUAUGUUUACAUGGUUCCAAACCCCAAAGUGAAAUCAUAUAUACCGUGAAAAGUCUCCCUCCCAUUCUUGUUUCUCAUCUGCUCAGUUCCCAUCUCCUGCAUCAGAGAUAACUACUGUUCUCAGGUACACUCACUACCUGCAUUUCGUUAUGAAUAGACAACAAAUAGGAGUGUGGAGUUUUAUUGCUCCCUUUUCUCCCACAAAAGGUAGCAUAUUAUACAUGUGCUCUGCACCUUGCCUUUCCCCUUAACAAUCUAUCUUGGAGACAUUUCCAUAUCAAUACAUACACAGUUUCCUUAUUAUUUUUCAUUGUAUAAAUGUGCUAUAAUUUAUUUCAUCAGUUCUACAGUGAUGGCAUUUGGAUUGUUUCCAGUCUUUUGCUAUUACAGUCAGUUCUGCAGGGAAUGAUCAUGUUCAUAUGUAUAAGCAUAAUGAAUAUCUGUAGGAUAAACUCCCAAAAGUGGAAUUGCAAGAUC
This is a messenger RNA of Dama dama (fallow deer), 3107 nucleotides long. It is a transcript of the gene SLC12A8, whose product is annotated as solute carrier family 12 member 8. The record is from RefSeq and is a predicted model, not a curated record. Bases 132 to 2276 code for a protein of 714 amino acids. The transcript has 14 exons. Gene Ontology annotation, molecular function: potassium:chloride symporter activity. Lineage: Eukaryota; Metazoa; Chordata; Mammalia; Artiodactyla; Cervidae. Gene Ontology annotation, biological process: potassium ion import across plasma membrane; potassium ion homeostasis; chloride transmembrane transport. Gene Ontology annotation, cellular component: membrane.